Cryptomeria japonica (Japanese cedar) is the source of this 762-nucleotide messenger RNA. Its product is annotated as major allergen Pru ar 1. Gene Ontology annotation, biological process: abscisic acid-activated signaling pathway; defense response. Gene Ontology annotation, cellular component: nucleus; cytoplasm. The record is from RefSeq and is a predicted model, not a curated record. The coding region runs from base 54 to 536 and encodes 160 amino acids. Gene Ontology annotation, molecular function: signaling receptor activity; abscisic acid binding; protein phosphatase inhibitor activity. NCBI's taxonomy places the organism in Eukaryota, Viridiplantae, Streptophyta, Pinopsida, Cupressales, Cupressaceae. The transcript has 2 exons.
AGAGAAAGAAUUGGUAGGAAAUAAUACAGGCGUCUUAGGAAAUCAAAGUAAAAAUGGUGGCCACAAGCGUUAGUGUAGAAUUGGAUUCUCCAGUGGAGGUGAAGAAACUUUGGAAGGCAAUUGUGAAGGACGCUGAGCUCUUCCCCAAGCAAGUGCCAGGCCUAUGUUCAGCCGUCACUCGUCUCCAAGGCGAUGGAGGCGUCGGCACCGUCAUCCAAAUUGACUUCACCCCUGUGAACAAGGAUUUCAGCUACGUGAAGGAGCGGACGGAGGAAAUCGAUGAGGAAAACUUCUAUUACAGAUACAGCUAUGUGGAGGGAGGGCAGUUGGGGAUCCUCUGGGCUUCUGCCCAAUUUAAACUGAAAAUGAGCCCCAAAGCGGAGGGUGGAUCUGUCGUCAAGUUUACGUGCGAGUACGACACUCUCCCUGGCAUUUCUAUCGACCAAGCCAAAGUAAAAGAGAUGGAGGGUGCCUCUGUAGGUCUUUUAAAGGCCGUCGAAGCAUUUGUUAUAGCAAACCCUAGUUUAUAUGUCUAGACUAAAUUUUAGGGUUUGUGUGUUCAAUAAUGGUCUACCACUCAUGUUACCCCCUGUAUGAGAUCUAAGCAAAGUAAAUAAGUAUUUCUAAGGUGGGCUUCGAUGUCUAUUUCUGGAGACUACCUAGUUUUGUCUUUCAUUCGGUAUCUAGAUGUUUAUCAUAUAAAAUUCUAAAGACUAUUUAUACAAUGAUAAUGAUAAUAUGUAAGUUUCAAUUUGUGUUUAA